Etheostoma cragini (Arkansas darter) is the source of this 2406-nucleotide messenger RNA. RefSeq lists its product as uncharacterized. The transcript is spliced from 10 exons. Bases 230 to 1465 code for a protein of 411 amino acids. Gene Ontology annotation, molecular function: protein binding. The record is from RefSeq and is a predicted model, not a curated record. NCBI's taxonomy places the organism in Eukaryota, Metazoa, Chordata, Actinopteri, Perciformes, Percidae.
CAGCUCAGUGAAGGCGGUGGCAGAUAAAGGAGUAGGUGGAUAAGAGCGCGCUGUGUCUCUCUCUCCUGCAGCAGGGUGGGUGAAGCAGUGCAUCUCUUUAGGGUCUCGGAGCACUAGCUAAACCAGUCCGAGUUUAGCGAAAACAUCACAGAGGAGCUGCGCAAAGUUAUCUACAGAGAGGAAAAUUCUCCUUUAACAAGGGCAUCUGCCUCGCUCUCCAGCCACCAGCAUGAUGAAGGACUGUCUGCAGUUUCUCAUCGAGCCGGCCAAAAAGCUCAAGAUCCAACUCAAGGAGUCUCGUAAGCGAGUGAAACUCGAGAAGAAGGAGCCGCUGUUGGAGAGUCAGUUAUUUAUCAUGGAGUUGGCCCGAGAGCUCAACAAAAUCUGCCAGAGGUCAAACAUCCUCGGCCACAUCUGGACCAGUGAGGACAUCUGGCCGGCCAGUGUGUGUCGGGACUUUAUUGUGGAAUGGGCUGCUGUGUUGGAGACGAGAGUACAGCCGAGGAUCAUCCUGGCUGAAUACCAGCAGGAGAAACCCGAGAAGAAAGACUGGAAGGGACACCUCCUCUGCCUGCUGGAAGCAGGGGGGGAGUGCGACAUGGGACCCCACAAAAGAGUCAUCAUGGACUGGACCUGGGCGAUAAAAAGCAGACCUCAGCCCACCGUGUGGCCAGGUGAGCCCGUGCUCAUGAUGCUAGACGACCUGGAGUUCCAGUGGAAGAGGGGCCGUCUCCCCAGCCUGCUCCCAGCCAUGGAGCUCGUCAUGCUGGCUGUGAUGAACGCGGUCAGCCUUGUCAAGGAGGACGUGACUAAACAGUGGCUGGUGAGAAAGCAGAGGAGCCAGAAUAUUGACACUGUCCGCUACAUCCCCCACAGCGUGUGGAACUGGAUUUGCGAUGCUGCAGAGGAAGUCACUCUGGACUCGGACUCAGCCAACGCAGACCUGCUCAUCUCCAGCGAUCAUAAGCGCAUGCGGUGCGGCCUGAAGCGCCGGGAAGUCCCGCGGUGCCAGCGGCGCUUCGACGGCUGGUGGUGCGCCGUGGCCCGGGAGGGCUACACCUCCGGACGCCACUACUGGGAGGUGGAGGUUGGGGAGCAGGACUGGCGGCUGGGUGUGGCCAAGGCAUCUGGGGUGAGGCAGGGCUUCCGCUCACUCACCACAGCUAGAGGCUACCUGACCCUCCGUCUGGAAAGGGGCACAGAUCUGAAGGCCCUGACGGUGCCCGCCACCCCGCUGUCACAGAGCCUGGUGCCCAGGAAGGUAGGCGUGUACCUGGACUAUGAGCAGGGCCAGCUGUCCUUCUACGAUGUGGAGAAGCGCUCCCACCUGUACACCUACAACGAGAAGUUCACAGAGGAACUGUUCCCCGUGUUUGGGACUGUGGAGUCCAUCAAAGACCUGGCGAUAAGGCCUGCAGCUGUCAGACAGCCGUGCCUCUGCCCCGGAUCCUGCCUCUGGAAUUGAACUGCUUAACACACAUCGGUCACUCCUCAGUCCUGACCCUCAGCAACACAGAGUCUGAUUUAGUGGAUUUGAAUGGUGUGCUAAUUCUGGACUAAACGAAUGACUUUCUGUGGGGUUCCUUUCAGGUCUCACAGGGACAAGAACCACCAUCAUUCUGCAGUAAACUUUCUGUCACUCUGCAUUUGACUAUUUGUAGUUUAAGGAUGAGUACUUUAAGGCUGUCAGGUCAAAACCUUAAAACAACCCUUGUUUUUACCUGAAUUUUCACAAUGUCCAGUAAGCUUGGAGAGGGUUUAGUCCCCCACGCUCAGAGACCCAUGUGUUUGGUUUGUUUCAAGUGAAAAGAGAAUGCCAAUGCUGGUUUUAAAGUCACAAUGGAGAUAUGGAAGUGUAUUUUUUGAUUGCUUUUUUGUUACUUAUAAUUGAAACUUGCAAACUAACUUGACAAAUGUUAUAAAAGCAUUAAGGCGCUGUGAAAGGAGCCUCGGUGCAGGCAAACAUUGCCGCCGCUGAAGGCUUGCUAACAUGCACAGACAGAUAAGUACAGGCUGGGUCGAUGCAUGUGAAGAGUUAAUGCUCAAGGUUUGCUUUUUUUGGUCUUUUGCAAACAUUUGGCAGGCUUGUUCUGGUAGCUGUGUUUGUGUUUAUGCAUGCAAUAUUAAGAUGGCUUUAUUUCCCCAAACAUCAAAUAAACUGCAAAUGCUCCAACUUGUCCUCAGUGGUUAAAGAUACAGAUCUAGACAAACAUUCAAAUGUACUACAAAUUUAUUUCCAAUCUUUAUUGUGUAAUACAAUUGACGUACCAAAAAUAGAAAAGAAAGAAUACAAAAGGAAAGUUCAUUUUGCUUAAAGCUUAGUGAUACAUGUUGGUCAAAAGAACAUGAAUACUUAUAGUAUUUUGGGUGAAAGGUUCAUCCACUUAUCCACAUCAGGUUUUCUGA